AUGCUCAUCUCCUUGGGAUCUAUUCUGGCCUUCUCCUCUGCUGUUUAUGGCUUACGGCCUUCAGAGAUAUCACCGGAUACUCCACUAUCAUCCUUAAUAGCUUCCGCAAAAACACAUCUUGCAGGCGGUGCACCUCGUGAAGCUUUGCAUUAUUUUGACGCUGCUGUUUUGAGAGAUCCCACAAACUACAUAACGAUAUUCCAACGGGGGGCAGCAUACUUAUCUCUUGGGAGAAGUUCUCAGGCAUUGGGCGAUUUUGACCGGGUUCUACAACUAAAACCAGAUUUCGAAAGCGCCUUACUACAACGAGCCCGUCUCCGGGCUAACUCUGCUGACUGGCUCGGCGCAUUGAAUGAUCUUGACUUGGCUGGGAAGAAGCCCUCAUCGGAGUACAACGAGCUUCAGGAUGCACGAGACGCAGCACUACGAGCACAUGAUGCCGAGAAACGUGGCGACUGGGAAACAUGCACAAGUCAAGCAAAUGCAGCCAUUGUCAAGGCGAGCGGGUCCCUGAGCCUGCGACAAACCCGAGCACACUGUCGUUUUGAGAGGGGCGAUAUCGAAGAAGGGAUUAGCGAUCUUGCUUUUGUCUUACAAAUCUCCCCUGGCUUGGUGGAGCCACAUCUUCAAAUGUCGUCGAUGAUGUUCUACUCUCUCGGAGAUAGUGAACGUGGCAUGUCUCAAAUUCGCAGGUGCCUACACUCUGAUCCUGAUUCAAAACAAUGCAACCACCUCUACCGAAGGGAAAAGAGACUGCUAAAAAAAUUGCAGAAGUUGCAGGAUGCAGUGAAUCUUCGGAAAUUUAACAAUGCCAUCAAUUUACUUGUGGGAAUAGGUGAGGAAAAUGGUCUUCUCAGCGAUGUGAAGGAAGACGUGGCACUGGGGAAGGAAGCCGGACACAUUCACCGCACUGCCCCUAACAAUCUCUACACAUCAUUGGUAGAGCGAACUUGCGAGGCUUACCGCGAGGCGCACAUGAUAAAACGAGCCACCCCUUACUGCUCAGAGACGUUUGAGCUAAAUCCAUAUUCGCUCCCAGCGCUACUAUUUAGAGGCCAAGUAGCUAUCGAUGAGGAGCGCUUCGAGGAUGCCAUAGGUGUACUGAAUAGCGCCAAGGAGCACCAUCCUGGUUCGAAAGACGUCCAGUCAUUGUUGCAAAAGGCGCAUGUUCUACUAAAACGUUCUAAACAGAAGGACUACUACAAGGUUUUAGGUAUCAGCCGAGAUGCGGAUGAACGCAUGGUCAAACGGGCUUAUCGUCAGUUGACAAAAAUGCACCAUCCCGACAAGGCUGUUUCCCAAGGCGUCACAAAGGAGGAGGCUGAAAAGAAGAUGGCUGCUAUCAAUGAGGCAUACGAAGUACUGUCCGACCCAGAGCUCAAGGCGCGCUACGAUAGUGGUGAUGACCCGAAUGACCCAGAGUCUCAAAGAGGGACCCCAUUCCAAGGGAAUCCAUUCGGUUCAGGUGGCCAACACUUCUUUUUUCAGAAGGGCGGCUCUCAAUUCAAAUUUUCUGGUCAGGGCUUUAAUUUUCCUGGUGGUUUUCCUUUUCGCUAG
This is a messenger RNA of Aspergillus tanneri, 1557 nucleotides long. RefSeq names its product DnaJ and TPR domain protein. Gene Ontology annotation, cellular component: endoplasmic reticulum. The transcript is spliced from 2 exons. The coding region runs from base 1 to 1557 and encodes 518 amino acids. Lineage: Eukaryota; Fungi; Ascomycota; Eurotiomycetes; Eurotiales; Aspergillaceae. The record is from RefSeq and is a predicted model, not a curated record. Gene Ontology annotation, biological process: protein folding in endoplasmic reticulum. Gene Ontology annotation, molecular function: protein-folding chaperone binding; misfolded protein binding.